AUGACUUCAAUAAUUAGAUCGGAGACGAUAGAAGUGCUAGAAGAGGAACCACUGACAACUAAGACUCAUGAUCAUCCACUGGAAUCGGAUCCCAUCCCUGUGGAAGUGUGUAGCAAAUCACCUGCCUCCCUGGAGAUGACUCAAGGCGUUUCAGAGGGAAGAGUUCACCUUGGCUCUAGCCCUAAAAUGGGGGGAAGUUGUGAUCUCGGCCACCAGGAAGGACUUCAGUCCAGGUCCCUUCAUUUGUCCCCCCAAGAACAAUCUCCCGAUCGUCAAGACAAGAGUCGAUCUUGGCGGCGAGCAAGUAUGAAAGAAAUGAGCCGGCGGAAGUCACUGCCUGCCUUUCAUCAGGGCAUCACAGAGCUCAGCAGAUCCAUCAGUGCCAACUUAACAGAAAGCAAACGGCUUGUUGCUCUCCUGCUUUCCAGUUUCCAGUUCUCUGUUCAGAAACUUGAACCUUUCCUAAAGGACACUGAGGGCUUCAGUCUUGAAAGUUUUAGAGCCAAAGCAUCUUCUCUUUCUGAAGAAUUGAAGCAUUUUGCAGAGAGCCUGGAAGGUAAUGGAACUCUACAAAAAUGUUUUGAAGAUUCAAAAGGAAAAUCAUCAGAUUUGUCUCUGGAAACAUCAGUGGCUGAAAUGAAGGAAUACAUAACAAAAUUUUCUUUAGAACGUCAGUCUUGGGAUCAGCUCUUGCAGUACUACCAGAAGGAGGCUGAAGAGAUCAUAUCCAGAGGAUCAGCUGAAACCAAAGUUACUGAAGUUGAAGUGGAACCUGCAACAUAUCUUGGAUCUUCCCAGAGUGAAGUCCUUAAUACAAAGCCUGACUACCAGAAGAUAUUGCAGAACCAAAACAAAGUCUUUGAUUAUAUGGAGUUGGUGAUGGAUGAACUGCAAGGGUCAGUGAGGCAGCUGCAUGCUUUUAUGGAUGAAAGUACCCAGUGUCUCCAGAAGGUGUCAGUACAGCUCGGGAAGAGAAGCACACAACAAUUAGAUCCCUCUCCAGCUCGAAAACUGCUCAAGCUUCAGCUACAGAACCCACCUACCACACAUUGCUCUAAGUCUUGUCAGUGAAUUCAUGUAGCUUUCCUGCACAAGGUGCUCCAGAGGAGAGAAAUGGGAAGAGUGCCCCAGCACAUGGCAACUGUGUGGCAGUCUGAGCUGGUGAUAGCUGCCCUGUUGCCUUUGAGGAUAACGGGCUGAAUGUAGAGCCCUGCAGUUUUUUUUUUCUAAAAGUGACAGAAUUUAUGCAUCUGAAAGAGUUUAGUAUAGGUGCUUUUUCCAAGAAUGUGCAAAAUGCUUGCAACUUCUAUUGUGGAAUGACCUUGAGAACUAGUAGCCCAUUCUUUUAAAUAUCCUUCAUGGUCAGUAAUCUUCAUCUUGUGAAGAUGUUUUUUAGGUUUUGAAACAAUCCAAAGUCAUUCAGUACCAAAUCCAGGGAAACAUUUUAGGGGUCAAGUUGGGUUCUGGUAGUAAAGGAAUGGGACUAAUUUUCUAGUGUGGCCCUGAAGGUGAUUUUUGGUAGAGGAGUUGUGAGCAUUGUUUGCAUCAUGUGGAUAAAUGUGUUAUCACUUUACACGAUGUCCAGGUUGAAGGAAAUACCAUUCAUUCUCUGUCCUGUUCACAGUGUGCUUUAGGUUUUAAUAUUGAGUUGACAUCCUAACUCCUAGAUUCAUGGCAGGAGGGGGCUAAGUAUUGUUUUUCAUUGUUCUCUAUUUUUAAUAAUUUGCAUUAUAAAAUUGCACAUUAUUAAAAGCUUUCUUUUGUCUUUGUG
Odobenus rosmarus divergens (Pacific walrus) is the source of this 1771-nucleotide messenger RNA. RefSeq names its product DSN1, MIND kinetochore complex component, homolog (S. cerevisiae) (gene DSN1). The coding region runs from base 1 to 1071 and encodes 356 amino acids. Gene Ontology annotation, cellular component: MIS12/MIND type complex. The transcript has 10 exons. NCBI's taxonomy places the organism in Eukaryota, Metazoa, Chordata, Mammalia, Carnivora, Odobenidae. Gene Ontology annotation, biological process: mitotic sister chromatid segregation; cell division. The record is from RefSeq and is a predicted model, not a curated record.